AUGGCCAUGAAGAUUAUUCUGCUCUCUCUCCCUUUGUCGGCAUUUGCAGCAGUGGCUGCGCCUUUGCUUGAUGUGGUAUCUGGAUUGCGAACGGUUGACUGGGACAGGUCCGAGGCGCGCCUGUUUGCGAGUAAGAGAUAUGGCAACUGGGGUGCCCAGAAAUCGUUGCCAUUGAAUGCGCAGUGUCAAACAAUCCCAAGCGCCAACAGGCUAUACCACAAUGUUGGAUCUUUGUAUAUCCCCUGCGGGGUCGAUACAAGCGAGAAGAAAGCUAUGUGCACCCUGUACAGUGAUCCCAACUGUCAAGACGUCAUGGUAACCUUCGACCACUCGCACUACAGACUCUUGGAUCGCGGACACGAGGAAACCGUACUGACAUCAUACGUCGGUAAACUGAUUGAGAGCGUCAAGUGCGAGAUGGUCAACAUCUCAAUGGAAGUUUCAAACAGCAACGGCCACGUCUCAACCAGUCACAUGUCCCAAUGUGUCGGUGACAAGUGCGCUUCCGAUCAUGGGUGCCACAGUAAUGUCGGCGGUAAAAUCUUCUGCUCCGAGAGAAUGAACAUGACUUGCCAACGAGGUCGUUAUCUUGAGAUGGAUUCCGAAUGCACCGAGAAUCAUCAAUGCAUUGAGGGAUCCUGCGUUGAGGCGAAUGGGCGGGAUUUGUGUUUGCAUCUGGAGACAGCCUGCCCGUAUUCACGUGUUUGCAUUGACAGAGAUGAUAGAGACAGUUCGGUUUUAGGCUGCUGUGACUUUGAUGACCUAGGGAACAGUGUUGACCUUGCUAUCAAUUCUUGCAAGAGCACCGGUGCGGAAUGUUACGGGCACUCAACAUGCUGCAGUGGAGAAUGUUUACUUGACGAGAUGCUUGUGCUGGGCCAGUGCAUGUAG
Molecule: messenger RNA, 891 nt
Organism: Penicillium verhagenii
Lineage: Eukaryota; Fungi; Ascomycota; Eurotiomycetes; Eurotiales; Aspergillaceae
Exons: 3
Coding region: 1-891 (296 amino acids)
Source: RefSeq, a predicted model, not a curated record